Centropristis striata (black sea bass) is the source of this 8282-nucleotide messenger RNA. RefSeq names its product RAB11 family interacting protein 5a (class I) (gene rab11fip5a). Gene Ontology annotation, biological process: regulated exocytosis. Gene Ontology annotation, cellular component: secretory granule; mitochondrion; phagocytic vesicle. Lineage: Eukaryota; Metazoa; Chordata; Actinopteri; Perciformes; Serranidae. Gene Ontology annotation, molecular function: small GTPase binding. The record is from RefSeq and is a predicted model, not a curated record. The coding region runs from base 518 to 4891 and encodes 1457 amino acids. The transcript is spliced from 6 exons.
UCCAAAUAGAGGCGAGUUUUACAUUCUUUCAGAGGAGUGGACCUGAUUUGGUUGAAAUAUCACACCCUUACAUUCCAGCACGGGCCUGUAUUGUAGUGUGAGUGCAUGCAGCCCCAUGUGUUGUGUCGGAGUUCAACUUCCUCGUCCUGCAGAAGAAGAAGGAGGAUAGAGGCGUGACGUCGCUGCCCGCAGAGAGGCCCGUACGGCAGCAGGAGGAGAGAGGCAGGGACACGCCGUGCGGGGACGGACGCUGCUGCUGCCGCAGAGCAAGACUGCUGCGAAACACGGGCAGCGGCCAGGGCACAAAACAACCGGCAACCGCGGCAACUUUGCAGAAACGACAGACAGCCAUAAUGCGGCACCGCCCGCCGACCCCGGAGCUGAUGUGACUGUGCACACCCAAAAGCAGGGAGGAAGCGGCGGACAACCACCACCACCUCUCCCCGGGUUGCCUCGCCUCGUCGCGGUGUGAGCGGCAGGUCAGUCGGUCGGUCUGGCUGUGUGGAGGAGGGGGGACAUGUCCUCGCUAACCGUGGAGGAGGACCAGAAAUGGUUACCGACACACGUCCAGGUGACGGUGCUGAGAGGCAGAGGCUUACGGGGCAAGGGCAAGCACGGCACAAGCGAUGUGUACACUAUCAUCCAGCUGGGGAAGGAGAAAUACUCGACCUGCGUGGUGGAGAAGACCACCGAGCCGGAGUGGAGGGAGGAGUGCUCGUUCGAGCUGCAGCCCGGUGUGCUGGAGAGCGGCGGGAAGAGCAGCUAUCCGGCCGGGAGCAACGAGCUGGUCCUCAUCGUGAUGCACCGGGCGCUCAUAGGAAUGGACGUUUUCCUCGGGCAGGCAGUGAUCCUUCUGGAUAAACUCUUUAGUGAGACCAGAAACGUGAAAAACGAGUGGUACAAGCUCAACUCUAAGACGGGGAAGAAGGAGAAGGAACGAGGAGACAUUCAAGUCACCAUCCAGUUCACCCGAAACAACCUGACAGCCAGCAUGUACGACCUGGUCAUGAAGGACAAGGGCGCCUCCACCUUCGGCAAGCUGAAAGAGCGCAUUAAGGGGAAGAGGAGAUCCAGUGAGGAGGACUCGGCGUCGGCCGUCCUGCCGAGUGGUUACGGGUCCCUUUACAGGAUGCGUAACCGGCUGCCGAGCGACGGUGGCGGGGAGGAGGACUACGAGGACGACGAGGGGGGAGAGGUCCGACGGAGCAAGAUGAGGACCUUCUUCUUGAGAGGGAAGCUGAGGAAGUCAUCGGACACUCGCUCCAGCACGUCGCUCGGCUCGGAGAGCAGCGAGUCGUCAUCACGGGGCGGGAGCCUGAGCCCCACGGCCGGCAUCAGCGUGGUGGUGUCUGACCUCUCCAACUCGCCCAGUAACAGCAGCAACCUGACAGUCGAUAACAGCCCAGAGCACACGUCGCCCAAGUCGUCCUCUCUCAAAUGUGAGUUUGGUGAUGAGGCCGGUGAGAUCACCAUCGCAGUGCCUCAGCCCACUGUGUGCGUUAACGGAAGCCAUGCUUACAAAAUCCAGCCCCCGGACCCAGGCUCAGGAAAACCUGCAGAUUCGUUAGGCCUGGGACUGUUGCAGAAGUCUUUGCCUUUCUCCACGUCGCUGCAGAACCUCAGACCUUCCACAGACCUCCCCAAAGGCCUCGUCGGGGACGGGCGCCGCUGGUCUUUUGACAAGCCCGGCGAGGAGGAGAAGGCGGCCAUAGCUGCGGCUCUGGAGCAAAGCGGCCCCAUGCUGGCCGACGAGGAGGAGGAGCAGUUGGGACAGGCCGCUCCGCCCAAAUCCGCCUCCUCCUCCUCCUCCACGGUGGAGUCGGAAAGCCAAGGGAAAAAGCAGAGGAGGAACUUUUUCUCCCACGGGAGGAGUGAGUCUGCGGGGAAAGGGCAGAGUCAGUCCAGGGAUGAGUCUGAACAGGCCCCCGCUGCCACCGAGGAGAAACACAAGGGAUGGUUUGGAUCAAAGGAGUCGCACAGCAAACCGAGCCUGGUGGUGUCACCUAGACUAGAGCCCAGCACUGACCCCCACCCGCCACCCCUCCCACCCAGUCACCACCCCCCGGGUCCCCCCGUAGAUCCUCUGGUUUCUCCACUGCAUCACUCUAACCCCUUCUGCAGCUCACCACCUCCCAUAUCCCCCUGCAACCCUUUCUUCUCUCUCAUGCAGCACAACCCUUUUUAUGACGACAUGCUAACCGCUCAGCCCCUAAAACCUUCGCUGCCUCCUCUGCCCUAUCUUUCCAGCGCCCGGCCCCCCAUAGCUCAACUCUUUCCACAGGCGAGUAACCCUAAUCCCACCCUGACUCCCAAUAACCCAGCCACAGAGGACUCCAUCAUUGGUACGGAUGCAAAAAGCGAGGUGAUGGCCAAAGCUGAGAAACGACCUCUUCCUCCUCCUCCUGCGGUGGAAGGGGAGAAACCUUUAAGUAUGAAGCUAUCCAACCCUUUUAUGCCUGCCGGGGACCCGGAUUCAGAGUGGGAUGAAUCCUUUGAAGCGUUUGCCGCUGGCAGGCUGCAGUCUCCUGAGGAUCUGACCACAGACUGCAAAACACAGCAAAACACAUCCAGCGACAAUCCACCGAAACACUGCAAUAAUAAAGGUGCAUUACCACCCAUAAUGGAUCGAAACACAAAUGUAGAUAACGCACUACUUCCUCAACCUUGCACAGAAUUUGCAUUCGAAGCACAUAAAGCCCUCAGCCAGGCGACCAGCACUAAUACACAUCAUCUUGACACAUUUGCACAAUUCCUCGAGACAAUCCCAGAGCACACCAGCUUUGAAAACACAACUUUAGAUGCUUCCAUUAACUCACAGGAACUGGAUGCUCGCACUGAAACUAAUCAAGCUCACAGUGACACUAACACAAAUGAUUUAACCGACACUCAUAUGCAUCAACCCCCCUGCCACACCUCGGCUGUAAAGCUCAACAACAGCUCCCCGGAUCCCGGUUCUUCUGGUCUCGGCAGCUCCGCAGAAGAGGAUUUCCUCUCCUGUGUCUCUUCCUACUCGGAUAAAUUCUCAGCAUCCUCCUCCGAGGAAGCCGAGGCACAGAACUUUGAAAGCAACAUCCUCGGCUUUGAGAAAUCCUCUGAUUCAUCUGUUGAAAAGAAUGUUAAGCCCUCAGAAUUGGGAGACGACAUUACUGACAGGUCCAUUGAUCUGUCUUUAGUUGAUGUAGCCCAGCAUACUGUUAUUCUGCACAGUGAUGGUGAUGAAAAGGCAGAUUUAAACAGUCUAGAGGCGUUAUCGGCAUCACAGUCCUCAGUGCUUGAACACCAGCAGCCUGUGAUCACCGCAGGAGAGACGGGAAGUGAGGAUGCAGAUACACAGGAAGAAAACUUUACCAACACUGACUUGUUAAAAGAACUACAGCCAAACAUCUCUUCACAGCCGGACAAUGAGAAUGGAGAGAAAGGCACAGGUGAAAUCAACGGAGAGGAUAUUUCAAAUGUGUUAAAUGAUUCCUCUCUAUCUGCAAGUAACUCUACAGAUUUGUUGACUUCUACGACUCCUGAUGAAGAACUCUGCUCCACACACCCGUCAUUACACAUCAUAACCUCCUCCCCUGAUGUGAGGCAGAGUUCGUCCGACUCUCUCAUUGAGAGCACAAGUUUAGGAGGACGGGAUGCAAGCCAGGCUUCGCCUAUCCCAUUCAGGCUUUUUGGUGAUUUCCUCAACAUAGCUAACAGUCCCGGCCAAGACUUUGACGAUGCAUUGAUGCACACUCAGGUGUCCGAUCAGAGCUCCAGCAGCAGCUUUUACCAAAGCCUUUACGUCAGCACCAACUCACAGGAAUACCAAACCUGUGCGUCCAACCCGUCCUCCAAAUGCUCCAGCGGCUCGGAGCCAAACGAGACGCUGCACUCUGCGACCUCGACGCUCUGCGGUGAGCUGAGUGACAUCCAGACGACUGCUGAUGCUGCGAGCCAAGAAGACUCCACCAAUGCAUGCAAGCUAACUAAUGAAGAAAUCAAACAGUUUGAAGGAGCCGGGGACAAGAUGGCAACUGUUGCGCCGAGCUUCAUGAUAGGGGAUGACAUUGCUUCGCUCCCCGUGGCAUCGACAAACUCUCACAUGAGCUGUAAUCCGAGGAAGCUCACAGAAGGAGGUGUGGAAAGUCAGCACGUCGUCUCCGGCGACAUGUUCUCGAAAUGCCCUCAGGCACAAAGUGCCACGCUACACCGCUCCCAGUCUGAGGGAACACUGACACCCGCCUUCGACGAACUCCUCCUGCCCUCCUUCGGGAGUGAUCCCGGUGCAAUACAGGAGUCCUCGCCCGGCCCUGACCUCCCCCCUCUGACCUCCUUUGCUCCUUCUCUAACUCCUCAAAGUAGCAGCUCCCCUGUAGCGCUCUGUUCCCUCCCUCCUUUUGCCAACGCUACAGCGAGGUCACCACCCAGCGCGGCAGGAGCUGCGGCGCCAAAGCAAAUGCUUCAGGACACGCAGCAGCAGGCAGCCAAUCAGGAGAUCAGCCCCCACCCGGUGAAGCCCCUGACCACUGCCAUGCUGGCUGAGGAGAAGCGGACUGAGGGCCGGUCAGUGCUGGCCACCGGCCUGGAGAAGCUCAAGUCCACCAUCCACCCGGGGAGGAGCAGCCAGCCGAGCGAGCAGGAGACAGACAGGAAGAAGUCCGGGUCAGAAGGAGCGGGCUCGUACUACCACCUGAACCACAGUGAACUGGUCGCCCUGCUGGUGCAGCGGGAGACGGAGCUGGAUCGGCAGAAGGCGGAGUUUGAGCGGCAGAAAUUGUUGCUGGCCAAGCGGGAGGUGGAGCUGCGGAGGCUGAAGCCGCAGGUCAGAGAUCUGGAGGACUACAUUGACACGCUGCUGGUGCGCAUCAUGGAGCAGAAGCCAACUCUCCUGCAAGUGCGCUCCAAGUUAAAGUGACGACCGGGGGGGAAAGGGUUUGCAGUUCUGUUCACUCUGUCCUCCACAACAGCUCUUUAGUCUUUUUCACUGCUAUGCUGUCCUUUUUGAUACAAAUAUCUAGGCACCGAGAGAUGUCGAGGCGACCGUUUCCAGCCGGCAUGCUUUACUGUGCUGAAACUCGUCCUCGUAGAAAGCUUUGGAUCGGGCGGUUCUGAAUGUAGCGGGUCCUCAGGUUGCUUUCAGGUUCACACAGCCACUUGGUUUUGAGCUCACAGAGGAGAGCCCAGAUGCUUCCAUUUUGGGAUCCUGAUUGUAGAAACAUUGAUUCCUCCUUUUCACCUCACCUCACUUCUAUCACUUUAUCACAAAAGAGAGAAAUGGUAGAGUUUCAGUCCAUAACACUGUAUAUCCAGCUAACUCCUCACACAGUUUUUCAAGAACGAUUCUCCAAAAGUGUUGCAGCGAUCACCAUGAAAGGCCACUCCGGUGCUUUUGCAUGUUUCAGACCAUUAGCUACAAAUUGCAUAUGCUCUAAAAUCAAUGCAGGCCAUUUCUGUAGCAUACCAUCAGGUUUAGAUUGAUUUUAUACCUCCAAGGCAGCUGCUGGUUUCACUUCACUUCAGUGCAGCAUGAAACUCAACUUGCAGAGCAUCAGUGAACAUUUUGACGUAUUUGUUUUUAUUUUAUAGUUGUGUUAGGAAGCUAGUUGAGAGUCAGUGCUGUGAUAUCCAAGAUACAAUUGCCAGAAAGCAUUACAAUCACAAGCUGAAGUGUAGGUCUGCAACUUUUGUUAUUCUAAUUUUCAAUCAAUCCACUGAUUAUUUUCUUGAUUAAAUCAUCAAUCAUUAGGUCUAAAAAAAUGUAAGUGCAAAGUGACCUGUUUUGUCAGACCAACAGUUCAAAAUCCGAAGAUAUUCAGAUUAUUGUAAUGUAAGAGAAAGGAAAAAAAGCAAAUCCUCAAAAUCUGGGAAGAUGAAAAUAUCAGGUUUGGCAUUUUGAUAACUGAUUUAAACAAAUAUUUAAUUCUGCAAAAGUUAUAUUUUGAGUAAUUGUUUCAGCUCUACGAUCUGUCAGAAAAUGAAAAGAAAUUUUUAAUUCUGGUCAGUUAUACUAAAUAAAUAUAAAUACACAAAUAAUAAAAUAAUAUUAAAAUGAUCCAAGAUAUGCCAAAAAGGCGCCGCUAAAAACUGCUAUACAGCAUAACACAAUGGCAAAGCAAAUUACAGUAUCAUAAAGUAUGUCGACUAAAUAUCAAAUUUGGUUUUUCAUGCUUAAAGAAAAUAUUUCACAUGCAAAAUGAGUUCUGUUAACUCGGAUUUAUGGGGAAAAUUGAACAGUGAACAGAUAAACCCCAAAAAUUGAAGUAAAUGGGGGGCGCAUUUCAUAACAUCAAAACUAUGUCAAAAGAUCAGUUUGCAAACUCUCACUGCCAACCACAGUACUUCACAAAUACAUGCAUUUUGCUAAAAUCUCACUAUUUAAAACAGUUCCCAUAAACACAAGAAUUGGACAAUUCUAAACCAUCGAAGCAUGCAAGAAAAACAAACUUCUCUUCAAGAAUUCAGGCUAACACAGGUUGAGUAAUUGAUGGACAAAUGGUCAAUUUUGGAGGGAAGUAUUCCUUUUAAAGUAUGGUUCAACAUUUUGGGAGCAUGCUUAUUCACUUAACUUACCAAGAGUUAGAUGAGAAGUCGAUACCGUUCUCCAGACUGAGAAAUAGUAUUGAUCUUUCUGCUAACUCUCGGCCAGAAAGCAAAUAAGUGCAUUUCCCUAAAUGUCGAGGAAUUCCAGAAAUGAACUGAAACAAAUGGCUGCUCAGAAGGAAGGCAGUAAAUCGAUCAUCUUCAAGUAUGCUUUGCAAAAUACGCUGCAUUAUUUUAAAGUAUACACAGGUAAAUACAUGCAAAAAAAACACCAACAUGUUUCUGAGACAGUUGAAUGACAUCACUUCUUCCUCACGGUCUACAUGCUGUUUUGGAUUGACACUCUACAAACGUUCCCUAAUUAAUACCGAGUGCUCUGACUAGUUCUUGAAACUACAAACCAAAUGAGCGGUGUGAGAGCUCUGCCUCAUCGCGUGCACAGUAAUGGGAACUGAUUGUAGCUUCUGAAUGUUCAAAAGUGUUCUUAGCCAGCAAGUGAAUGGUUUUAUUUUCUACGCACGAUGAGUGCUGUUUAUCUUUUGCUUGCUCCUUUCUACGUUCUUCCCCUCCUUUUUUUUAAUUCUUCUCUCUGUUCUUUGGGCAUGUCUUGAAAUUCCCCAUAAUGCUCAGCCACAUAAGCUAACUGAUUCUUGUAUGGGUCACGGUGUUAUCAGGUGAAGACAGUUCUCACUCAGUAUCCAGUUCAGUAUCAAGAUCAGCCAUCACAGCGUCUCUGAUCUCAAGCUUCUGCCUUCCCACCUGUGUGUUAUCAACACGGCUCCACUGUUGAGAAAAUGCCUGCGAACGUGCUGGUUCUUGACUCCCCCCAACCCCCCCAACCCCCGUGUCUGUGUGUCACAUACGCUUCUGCCCCAGCACGCAUAUCGCUACAGCUUUCAGGUGUUACAAAGGGAUAUAUACCGCAUUUUUACAGCAUAUAUGCCGUAUCGAAAUGCCAAAUGCUGCCUUAUUUUUGUUUUGUUUUGACGCUCGUCAACAAUCUAGCACUUCAUUUUACUUGUCCGGGCAGGUUUUGAAGAAGAAAAGCCAUCUGAUCACUGAGAGAGUUCACUUUUUUUUUUUUUUUUUUUUUUUUACUUCUUUCAAUGCUUUGUUAAGAUAUUGUUUAGAUCACUGCACAAAAAAAUGUAUGCAUACCAAUAGAAAAUAAGCAGAAACAGUGAUUUCCUGUGAAAUGCCAAAAAAAAAAAGCCUUGAAACUUAAUCUUUGGAGCAGAUCGAUACACCAUAAAGUAUUCUGAUAUGAUGCCACUUUUAACAGCAUUUGUGGAUGUUCUUGCACUACUUAAUCGUCAGAACAUAACUCUACUGUACCCGUCUGUUGAUAUCGGUAUAGUUAGAUCUACUUUACACCGUACUGCACUUUCUAAUUGCUCUGUGAUUUAAGCACUUGGCCUACUUUGACACCACAGCCAUCAUUCGCCAGUGAGCUUGAAGCAUCCAAAAACAUCAGAAAAACCGUCUCGUCAUCUCAGUUCUGCUGUGCAAUCGCAGUAUCAAGUGCAUAGAUGACUGUAGAGGCAUAUUUAAAUGUGAGUCGGCACUUCUUAAGAAUAAAUGUCCUCUUCCAUGUCUUCCAUUUUUAUUUAAGUUUAAACUGAUUGUAUUUUGUCCUUGAGUGUGUAGCCGGUGGAACGUGCUUAAGGUAGUAUGUGAGAUUGGAAAGUUUACAAUUCGUGAUGCAAUUCUGUUUCACAAAUUUUGUAUAUUUAAUAAAGAAUAUUUUGUGUUUCUUGCUCACCGUA